This is a messenger RNA of Ananas comosus (pineapple), 2913 nucleotides long. RefSeq names its product probable cyclic nucleotide-gated ion channel 5. The transcript is spliced from 10 exons. Gene Ontology annotation, molecular function: voltage-gated potassium channel activity; protein binding. The record is from RefSeq and is a predicted model, not a curated record. Gene Ontology annotation, biological process: transmembrane transport; potassium ion transport. Lineage: Eukaryota; Viridiplantae; Streptophyta; Magnoliopsida; Poales; Bromeliaceae. Gene Ontology annotation, cellular component: membrane. The coding region runs from base 629 to 2836 and encodes 735 amino acids.
CAUUCUCGGCGCGUAACUCCCCCGACCACCGUUUCUUGCCAUUUCCGCCGAACCCUUCGCAUCCUCCUCCUCCUCCUCCCACCUCUCUCUCUUCUCUAGGGUUAGGGUUUCGACGAGUAAUGCUCGCGUUGAUUGGAGGAAAAAGGUGACGAAGAAGUGUCCCCCUCCUCUCCCGUCGUCGUUGAUCCCCCAUUGCCCCCUCCCGAUUCUCAGAACGGCUCUGUAAAGGACACUGGAUUUGGUUUUUUGUUGUAGCAUCAUUGGCUGUCAUUUUUGGAAAAGCUUCAUAUUUGUGAUCUACAAAUUUUGUGCCGUUGGAGAGCACAAGUUGUUGAUAUAUCAGAGAGAACAUUAUUUGACCUUCUCAGCUACAACAAGCUUUAAUUGCAUGAUCGUGGCAUUAUGCAACAUUUUGUGCAUAAAGUUUGGUUUUGGUCUUGUUCAUCACUGGGAGUAGGUGAGGCUGCUUUGUCAAGAUGGUAGUGGAAAUGUAAAGGUGUCUUGCUUAGAAGGACAUUGGAGUUGUGCAUACUACUGACUAAGCUUGAUCUUUGUCUGGAAUACUCUUAUGAUGGUGACAUCGUGGUAAUUAGCAGUUUUCUGUCUUCGUGAUGCAUAAUAGUUCAAGAUGUUAAGUUGUGGUUACAAGUCCCAAUAUAUGGAUGGCCAGAAAGAGAAAUUUGUAAGGUUGGAAGAGUCAAGCCCAAGGCUAUCCUUUGCAUCUGAUGCUGGCAGAAUGAACAAAUGUGGCUUCCAUAUUGAUGGAUUUGGUCGUGAAUCAAAGAACCCUUCAAAAUCCUUCAGCAGGGGUAUGAUGAGAGGUUCUGAGGGACUUAAAUCACUAGGCCGGUCUCUUCGGAUCGGUGUUUCUAAGGCAGUUUUCCAAGAAGAUCUUAAGGUUCAAGAGAAGAAAAUAUUCGAUCCACAAGACAAGUUUCUUUUGAGAAUGAAUAGGCUAUUUGUGAUAUCAUGCAUCCUUGCUGUUUCAGUGGAUCCCUUGUUUUUCUAUCUUCCAGUCAUUGAUAGUGACUCAAACUGCAUUGGUAUAGACCGAAAAUUAGCUAUCACAUCAACCACAGUGCGGACCCUGAUUGAUGCUUUCUACCUUAUCCGCAUGGCUCUUCAGUUUCGCACGGCCUAUAUUGCUCCAUCAUCUAGAGUUUUUGGCAGAGGUGAACUUGUGAUCGAUCCUUCGCAGAUAGCUCAGCGGUACCUGACUCGCUAUUUCAUCAUUGACUUCCUUGCAGUGCUGCCGCUUCCACAGGCGGUUAUCUGGGGAUUUCUUCACAGAUCAGCAGGGUCAGAUGUUUUAGCUACAAAGAAUGCAUUGCUCUUUAUUGUCUUUGUUCAAUACUUCCCUAGGUUUUUCCGAAUACUUCCAUUGACAUCUGAGCUGAAAAGGACUGCUGGUGUAUUCGCUGAAACUGCUUGGGCUGGUGCUGCAUACUAUUUGCUGUGGUAUAUGCUUGCUAGUCAUAUAGUUGGUGCGUUCUGGUACUUGUUAUCUGUGGAGCGUGUAGAUGAUUGCUGGCAUUUUGCUUGUAAAACAUCUGAUGUAUGUGAUCAGGAUUACCUGUAUUGCGGCAAUCAGUUUCUGCAAGGUUAUGACAGAUGGAGUAAUGUGAGCAGUGAAAUUAUCCAGAAACAAUGUACAGUGGAUGGGGAGCAUCCACCUUUUAAUUUUGGGAUCUACCAAAAUGCCUUGGUAUCUGGAGUCGUUGCAUCAAAGAAGUUUAUCUCCAAACUUUGUUAUUGUUUGUGGUGGGGUUUGCAGAACCUAAGUACCCUUGGCCAAGGGCUCCAAACAAGCACUUUUCCUGGAGAGGUCAUCUUUUCAAUAGCUCUGGCAAUUCUCGGACUUAUUCUUUUUGCCCUCCUCAUUGGAAACAUGCAGACGUAUCUUCAAUCGCUUACAUUACGACUUGAGGAGAUGAGAGUGAAAAGGCGGGACUCUGAACAAUGGAUGCAUCACCGCUUGCUGCCGCAAGAGCUUAGGGAGCGCGUUAGACGGUACGACCAAUACAAGUGGUUAGAGACGCGGGGAGUAGAUGAAGAAAGCUUGGUUCAGAGCCUACCCAAUGACCUGAGGAGGGACAUCAAGCGCCAUCUCUGCUUAGGUUUGGUCAGAAGGGUCCCUCUUUUCGCGAACAUGGACGAGCGGUUGCUAGACGCAAUAUGCGAGCGGCUGAAGCCGAGCUUGUGCACGGAAAACACGUACAUUGUGCGGGAAGGCGAUCCCGUCGACGAGAUGGUCUUCAUCAUCCGCGGUCGCCUGGAGAGCGUGACCACCGACGGCGGGAGGAGCGGGUUCUUCAACCGCGGCUUACUGAAAGAGGGUGAUUUCUGCGGCGAGGAGCUGCUCACCUGGGCCCUGGAUCCCAAAGCCGGCAGCAAUCUCCCGUCGUCUACAAGAACCGUGAAAGCCCUGACCGAAGUCGAAGCUUUCGCGCUGAGGGCCGACGAGCUGAAGUUCGUGGCGAGCCAGUUCAGGCGGCUUCACAGCAGGCAGGUGCAGCACACGUUCAGAUUUUAUUCGCAGCAGUGGAGGACAUGGGCCGCGUGCUUCAUACAGGCGGCCUGGCGGCGCUACUCAAAGAGGAAGUUGGCGGAGCUCCGCCGCAGAGAAGAGAUGGCUGCAGGGCUCGACGACGACUGUGAUGAUGACGCCGAUCAGUUUGGCAACGGCUCAUCGAGCCUCGGGGCGACCAUCUACGCGUCGCGGUUCGCGGCGAAUGCUCUAAGAGGGGUUCAUAGGACUCGAAGUAAUAGUGUGAAGGGGCUGGUCGCGUUACAGAAGCCUCCCGAGCCCGAUUUUGCCGCGGAUGAUGCAGAUUAAAUUGUUCUCAUCUCAGUUGCUGGUUGUUUCAGCUGAAGCACGCUGAAUUGUAAAUUUUCAUUAUCUAUAUCUAUAAU